Messenger RNA from Psammomys obesus (fat sand rat), 4562 nucleotides. Its product is annotated as heparan sulfate glucosamine 3-O-sulfotransferase 3B1. The transcript is spliced from 2 exons. The record is from RefSeq and is a predicted model, not a curated record. The coding region runs from base 73 to 1245 and encodes 390 amino acids. Gene Ontology annotation, molecular function: [heparan sulfate]-glucosamine 3-sulfotransferase activity. NCBI's taxonomy places the organism in Eukaryota, Metazoa, Chordata, Mammalia, Rodentia, Muridae.
CGGUGCUCUCCGCUCGGGCGGGCCUCGCGCCGCGUGCUGAGCCAUGCCCCUGGCCGCGCCCGCGGGCCGCGCAUGGGGCAGCGCCUGAGCGGCGGCCGCUCCUGCCUCGAUGUCCCGGGCCGGCUCCUGCCGCAGCCGCCGCCGCCCCCGCCGCCGGUGAGGAGGAAGCUCGCGCUGCUCUUCGCCAUGCUCUGCCUCUGGCUCUACAUGUUCCUGUACUCGUGCGCCGGCUCCUGCACCGCCGCGCCCGGCCUGCUGAUCCUGGGCUCGGGCUCGCGAGCCGCUCACGCUCAGCCCGCGCUGGUCCCGGCCCCCAACGAGACGUCCCCCAAGCUGCCUUUCCGGGCGCCUCCGGCCAGCCCGCUGGCUGCAGGCAAGGAGAGGGCGGCCGGCGCCGGGAGCCAGGAGGAGCCGGGCCCCGAGGCGCCGGACUCCCCCAGCCCCAUCUCCAGCUUCUUCAGCGGCUCCGGGAGCAAGCAGCUGCCGCAGGCCAUCAUCAUCGGCGUGAAGAAGGGCGGCACGCGGGCGCUGCUGGAGUUCCUGCGCGUGCACCCCGACGUGCGCGCCGUGGGCGCCGAGCCCCACUUCUUCGACCGCAGCUACCACAAGGGCCUCGCCUGGUACCGGGACCUGAUGCCCAGAACCCUGGAGGGACAGAUCACCAUGGAGAAGACGCCCAGCUACUUCGUGACCCGGGAGGCCCCCGCGCGCAUCUCGGCCAUGUCCAGGGACACCAAGCUCAUCGUGGUGGUGCGCGACCCGGUGACCAGGGCCAUCUCGGACUACACGCAGACGCUGUCCAAGCGGCCGGACAUCCCCAGCUUCGAGAGCCUGACGUUCCGCAACCGCAGCGCGGGCCUCAUCGACACGUCCUGGAGCGCCAUCCAGAUCGGCCUGUACGCCAAGCACCUGGAGCCCUGGCUGCGCCACUUCCCGCUGCGCCAGAUGCUCUUCGUGAGCGGGGAGCGGCUGGUCAGCGACCCGGCCGGCGAGCUGCGCCGCGUGCAGGAUUUCCUGGGCCUCAAGCGCAUCAUCACCGACAAGCACUUCUACUUCAACCAGACCAAGGGCUUCCCGUGCCUCAAGAAGGCGGAGGGCAGCGGCAAGCCGCACUGCCUGGGCAAGACCAAGGGCCGCGCGCACCCCGCCAUCGCGCGCGAGGUGCUGCGGCAGCUGCGUGACUUUUACCGGCCCUUCAACCGCAAGUUCUACCAGAUGACCGGCCGCGACUUCGGCUGGGACUGAGUCUCCUCCCCUUGCGGCUUAUCUAUUGAGAGAGAGUAUAUGUAUGUAAAAUGUACAGAAAUCUAUUUUAUAAUAAUUUAUUUUUAAUUCACGAGCAAUUAAUUCACUAAGCUGCCUAGCCACGCUCUGCAGAGAGUUCCCGUCACGGUCUGUUAACAUUCCAAAGUGUUUAUCUCCCAUAUUUUGUUCUGUCCCUCACAAACGAUGGUGCUUCCUUGUUCUCCUCCCCGAACCCCCCCCGCCCCCGCCCCCGUUGUAUUUAAGAAUAAGAAAAGCACAACUUGAGAUUUUUGUUACGGGUAUUCAGUCUUCAAUCACCUUGGAUCCUCCACCUGCUAUCUCCUUGGAUCUUGGCUGCCUCAGUUGGUUGGUUUUUGUUGUUGUUGUUUUCUUUCCUUCUUUCUUUCUUUUCUUCUUCUUUUUUUUUCUUUUUGCCCAGAUACCUUCUGGAAGCACGGAGCUGCCUCAGCUUGCUGAAGUCUGAAGGUGGAAUUUACAUAAGCAGUUCCUUAAUCUCACUGAUGUAGCUAGAACCAAGUGGCAUUUCUCUCACCUCCCUUACAGGGACCCAAGUCCUUAUGACCCCAGCCUUCUUCUGCUCUAUUCCUCCAUCCCUUAGCCAGCUGGAAGUAUAUGCAGAAAUUGAUCCCUUUUCCAGGUCCCAUGAGUGUGGCGAUACUUGACAAAAAAGGUGAUGUCUCAUUUGCGUAAGAAUGUACCGCACCCUUUUCCUCAGCCAGACAGUUCUGUGUGACAGGCCAAAGAGUCUGCCAGGCCUAAACCUGGGUGCUAGAUGUAAGGACCCAUAGGGUUCAGAUGUGUCCCUCAGCACUCAUAGAGGCGUUGCUAUGUGUAGACCCAUAGACUCAAGCCUCAGAACAGAGAAAAGGCAGAACACUCGGAUAUAACAAGCAGCCUGGUAGAGGAAGGGGAUGCCCAGCGUUGCAGCCAAACGCCUCUGAAAUGCUUACCCCAUCCCAGAGAUACAACACAAUCUGUAGGCAGUGACCACAGCAGGCUUUGGAGGAUGGUCCUAGUGGGCCCAGGCUGGGAAAGCUGGCUGCUUGUAGGUACUCAAGCCUGGCACUUGUGCAGCCUCCCGGUGAGGUAGUGGGGGUUAGCAGAGAAGUUGCCAGCUUUGCUGCUAAUAGGCAGAUGGUUCUUCCUGAACCUCUGUGUUGGGAGGACAGGGGGUCAGGGAGGGGCCAUCCUUCAGCUAGUUAGGAAAACUGUGUAGUGAUAGUACAGCAUGAUAUAUUCAGUUAAUCCUCAGUUUCCUAAACCAGAAUGCCUCCUUCCCGAAAGGAUUGUUACCUGAGUUAGACUAUCAUCAAGAAUGCAUACUUGGUUGAAAUGGUUACAUUGUGAUAGUUACAAAAGAUUCCUUUGGACACUCUAUAGUCUGACUUGACUGGGUGAUCAAAGUUAUACGGAAAGAGAAGAUACAUUGUCUCUAGAAACUAGUGAGAGGUAUCUAUGGUCCAUAGGGAUAGUUUGAAACCAAGUUUGUGGUUUUCUACAAAUUAUAGCCCGGCUGAAAUUAGCUUAUUCUGGGCAGCAAGAUGGUCCCUGGGCAGGUUUAUAGUGGAAAGGUGGUCAUUGGCUGUGUUCAUUUCUUAGAUGUUACAUCCAUUUCUUCCUUUUUCUUUUUCUCCUUCUGCAGAGCUGAGGGCAGAAUCUUGGGCCUUUUGCACACUGGGCAAACACUGAGCCACACCCCCAGCCCAUUUCAUGGUCAUUUGCUCAUUUUCUUCUGCCUAUACACAGUUGUGUAUUGCCUGCAUUUAGGCCAACACCACAAUCAUAGCAUAGUCUCCUGGCCAGCUGCUUGGGCGUAGAAAUGCCUGCAUGAAAGACUCUCACCAGCCUUACUUUUCCUUGUAAAAGGCUGUUUGAAAUCAGAACAAGGACACCUCCCCUCACCGACUGCAGAAUCUUGCUCACAGGCAGAGGCAGCCUGUCCAAGGCCUUCACCGAGGCUUUCUGGCUGCUUGCAGAGUAGAAGUACAUAGAGUUCAGAGAAUGGUACACAGCCAAGCUGGAGGAAAAAGGUGUGAGCCUUUCUGCUCUCUUCCCAAGCUGGACGCUUGUUUAAGUUGUCUACCCCUUGCUUUAGAACAGAACAAAAACAGGAUGUGUUGAGAUAGAAGGAAGGUCAUGGAGUCACGGACGCUGAAGUGAGUCAAGAUUCUGUGCUGGGUCCUUGGAUCCAAGCAGAUGUUGGCAAUUAGCGCUGCUGGAGCAGGGUGAGGUUUUCAAGGUUGGUCAAAUGACCCAAACAACGUGGGAGCCUCUUCAUCAGGUCCCGAUGGCUUACAGUCCCUGACUGAUUGGACCCUGCCCAAGAUGCUGCCUCAUGGGAGAGCUGUUACUACCCCAGGUAGCCCCUUCUCAGAGGAGCUGGGCAACAUAGGAAACUAAGGCUUAGGUCUGUCCCUUCCCAUCCUGGCCAACUACAAGGCCACCGAGCUUCACCGCUGAACUGCCAGGACACAGACAGCAGUUUACGUCUUGACAGUUUGUCCCACCCCAUGUUUGAGUGUUCUCCUGGUUUCUAGGAAAAGUCUGGCAUAUUCCUGGUGAACUUUAUUUCUCAAAGCUUUCAUUUCUUUCCUGGCUUGAAAGCAAACAAAAAAAAAGUCCACAAAAAUGUUUGAUUCUUUUUGUUUUAGUGUCUAUUCACGGAAAGCUUUCGCUGGGGAUGUUUGCAAGCAGGUGUGUUCGUUUAGUCUGGAAACAUUUACAAAAGUGUUCCAGGCGGAGUGACUAUGGAAUAAAGUCUUCAUUGGAUGGAGGAGGAGAGAUAUGCUGGGGGGAGCGGACUCUCGGAGGGAGAGUCCUUCUGAGUGACAGAUGCCCUUCAGCCUUUGGGGAGAAACUCAGUUGCAGACCCCGCCUAGCUGCUCCCUGAGAAAGGGAAAUGGAAGGCUCUUAACACACACACACAUCACGUCAGUGAGUACAGAAGGUGUUGAUGCAGAUGUUGGUGUCAUUUCUCUUUUCAGUUUUCCAGAAAGAAUGAUUAAUGAAUAUUUGAAGGUGUGGUUAGUUAUAUUUUUUCAUUUUUAUAACAUUAAUUUAUGACUGAGUUUCAUUCAGCCCAGUAAUCAAAAAUGCUGUGCAAAUUCUAGCAGUAUGUCUUCUAUAACAUGGACGUUAGAAUAGCCGAUAUGUACAAAAAAAAAAAUUAAAUCAAGUAUUUUGUCCUAUGUAUAACACAGAUUAAUUUUACACAGAGAAAGAUGUUUUUAGGAAAAUGAAAUUCUGGUAAUUCAUACUUUUUCUUGUAUGAACAAAUAAAAUAUAUUUUACCAACA